Sarcophilus harrisii (Tasmanian devil) is the source of this 3805-nucleotide messenger RNA. Its product is annotated as histone-lysine N-methyltransferase PRDM16-like. Bases 137 to 562 code for a protein of 141 amino acids. The record is from RefSeq and is a predicted model, not a curated record. The transcript has 2 exons. Lineage: Eukaryota; Metazoa; Chordata; Mammalia; Dasyuromorphia; Dasyuridae.
UUUCCCCCAUUUUAUUGACAAUCUUCCCGGUCUAGCCCAACUAGUUUCAUGAUUUCUUCCACUGUGGGAAGGGUUUACUACUCAGCCUAAGAGCCUUCUAUUAUUUCCUCUAGGUGACAGCGAUAUUGUAAAUAAUAUGUAUGAGACAGACCCGGACCUCUUGGCUGGUGAAAGUGCAGAGGAGGAGACCGAGGACAGCAUCAUGUCGCCCAUCCCCAUGGGACCGCCUUCCCCCUUUCCCACCAGUGAGGAUUUUACCCCAAAGGAGGGUUCACCUUAUGAGGCCCCCGUCUACAUUCCUGAUGACAUUCCAAUCCCAGCAGACUUUGAGCUCCGAGAGUCCUCGAUUCCAGGGGCCGGACUGGGAAUCUGGGCCAAGAGGAAGAUGGAAGUUGGGGAACGGCUGGGGCCUUUCAUGACAGUGCCCAGGACCACGCUGAAGGAGACAAACUUUGGAUGGGAGGAAGUACUGACUGAUUCUGAUGUGGUGUCUCAAGAAGGCUGCAUCAAAAAGGUAGGAGAUCUUCCUCUGAUGUGUCACCAUGUGGUACGAUUGUUCUGAUUCUAAGUGGUUUUGAUUCUGUAAGCCCCAGGGCCACAUUUGUGCCGGACAUUACUUGUGCAUAUCUCAGGCAGACAGGGUGCAGGUAAAGGAAACCUGACUUGUCUAUGUGCGUCAACAAAACCAAGAUUUAGGUGUAUUUAUAGGGUAUAUUUCAGUUUAGGGAAUUGAGCAGCUAGGGGAAUCAUUUGCUGCGUGACCUGGAUUCAUCCGAACUGAAGAGGGGUUUUCCUUCUUUGGAACGUGGUGGCUAUUGACUAUUUUAUAGUCAUUAUUGCUAUAUUGAUGUAUGGAUAAUGCUUUUUUAUUUAAAUAGAUAUAUCAGUGAUCUAUAUCCAUCCAUCUAUAUAAUAUGCCCAUAUACAUAUACCUAAUUAAGCAUAUAACCACAGAACAAAAUAUUUUACUUUAUAAACUGGUUCCAAUAGAUUUGCAAGUAUACUGAAAGGAACACAUACAUAUACAUAUAUAUAUGUGUGUACAAUAUAUAUGAAUGGAUAUAUAAAACAGAUAUGGUUUUAGCAACCUGUCUCCUUUAGAAAUCCUAGCGCAUUCAAAGGAAUAUAUCUGUAGGUAUAUAAUGCAGGUCUCUAUGUGUAAAUACAUAUAUAUUUACAUGUAUAUGUGUAUAUAUACACAUAAGUACAUGUGUGGAUUUUAAAAUAUCUUCCAUUAAUUUUGGAAACAAAUGAGUGUGUAUGUCAUCAUUUAUGACUGGAAAUUCAACAAUAGGGCUGGCUAAUCACUUUGUAUGUAGGAGAAGCCAUCAGUUAAAUAAAUCAGCUAUUAAAUUCAGAACCAGUACCAUCCCAGGUCUGUCCAAUAAUCUGUCCAACGUUUGGUAGACUGUUAACCCCAACACAACACAUUGGCUCACAUGGACAGAGAGAUACCUCUCUAAUGGAAAAGGUCCCGCAGGAAUAGUAGAUUCUGGGUGGUUUUAGUAAUUAAGAAGUAGAACAGACUUUUCAUCCAGCUGUUGCUCUGUUUCCUUAAGCAGGAGGAGAGGAUUCUCUCUCAUUUUGGAUUUUCCUUUAUGGUAAAAAAAAAAAAAUGUCAAGAUUCCUAUUGGUUAAGAAAGAAUUCUAGAAUAAAUCAAAAAAAGCCUCAUCCAGAUACUUCUUAUUCAGAUCCCCACUGGGAAGAGUAAUAUAGUCCUGUUUGCAUUAGUGGAUUGACUUUUUGUAAUCAAAUUCCCAUUAAGGGCUAUUUUCUCAAUGUGAGAAUGACUAUUGGAUUUUUCUUGGUCAAAAUGCAUGCUUGAGAAAUGCUGUCACUUAUUUCUGAGCUGGCAACGCCGUCACAGAUUUUGAAUUUGGGCUGAGGCUCUAACGUAGGGACUUGGGAGCCACCUUCUUCACCAUUGCUGAACUGUGAGAGUUAAAAGAAAAUACUUGUGGGGUCCUGCCAAGUGUGAUGAAAUCCUAUCCCCAUUCGGCUCCGCGGCUAACUGGAGAUGAAAUCUUUAGACAUAGCUAUCUGCAGAGGGGAGGACCAGUCUCCUCUGACUAGGUUGAUUCCAAUAGACCUUUAUUUUGGAAAUCGGGUUUCCCACUGGACUCAGUUUCUGGCCAUGCUGUGACCCUCGGAGGGACCUCUAGCAACGGGGGUGAACUUUUUACCUUCUUAUCUCCAUAACUCAUUUGGCAAUGUCUGUGCCUCAGUGGGAUCUUUUUGUCUGAGCAGACAUGGGUGAGAAGGUGACCGAAUAAGUUAUUCUGAUUCUCAUAACCCAGUUAUCCAAAUGAAGUAAAUCCUCCCAUCCGGAUGAGCACUGAGGCCCUUUUUAAGCCCUUGAAAUUAUCUUGAAUUCAUCAUAAUAUAAAAUGAGCCAAAUCUCCUUGCUUCUCUCUCUCUCUCUCUCUCUCUCUCUCUCUCUCUCUCUCUCUCUCUCUCCCCACUUUUCUCCCCAAUUUAUUGUCUGCUUGAAAUUCUAUUUUCUUAAAGGAUGCAAGUUGGAAUUGUUAAGUCGGUAUUUUAUUCUUAUUAAAAAUACUCAAUUUGACUUCUUUUUUCUUUCUCCUGGAAGGGGACUUAAUUCUACACACUUUAAAAGUACACCCACCCCUCCACCUCCAAAAAAAAUAUUGACUUUCCCCACCCUUCAGUCUGGAACACAGCCAUUUAGUCACUUGGAGCAGAGAUCCACUCUGGAACAUUAUGUUGCUGAAGGGCAUUGUUGGGGAGCAGUAACAGAGGUUUAUGAGGUGGUAAAUUUAUGGAGAGAUGGGCAGUAGGCUUUUACGGCCAGGCUAAAAAAGGUCAGAGCUAGAAGGUAAAGAGUUCAAGUCUAAAUGUAAUGGUUUGUGAAGAGACAUUUAGUAGACAGCUUUUCAAGCUAAAAAAAAAAAAAUCAAGUAUAGAAUCAGGAAAAAUUCUCUACUUUUUCCCCUCUUGAAUUCUGUGAUAAUGGUUUAUUUUGGGGAACACUGGGCACAGGAGAUUUUGCCUUUAGCUUUCCAAAAGACAGUUACCCUGAAGAAAUGGUAUUCUUCUAACCACAGAAAGGUGCAUUUGAGGAGACAUCUCAGAGUCUCCUUCUCCACUUCAUAUAUAGUCAUGACGACCUAAGGUAGAGACAGCUAACUGGAAAUCUGGCUACCAUUGAACUCAAACCCUAGAGGAGCUGUGUCUGAAUGAAAAAUUUUCUUUCUAUUCUCCCAUACGCUGCAUAUCAGGUUGGAUGUUAUCUUUAGGACAAUCAGGGUGGAUGUUAUUUUAGGGACAAUGAGCUGGUGGAGGAGGAGAUUUCAGGGAAGUAAAAGGUAAAUAGCUGAGGGUAGUCAAGUCGUUGAAGACCUGAAUUCAAGUUCAGCCCAAGAUACUUACUAAUUGUGUGAUCCUGGAUAAGCCACUUAAUCUUUUAGUCUUAGUGCUAGCUUUUUAUUAUUAUUAUUAUUGUUAUUAUUAGCCUAAUUAGGAAUAGAACUCAAGUUUUUGAUUAUCAUUAGUCCAGAAUUAAUUUUUAAGCAAAGAAUUCCUUGUAAUAUGUCUUUUCCAGUUUUGAAAAUGUCUUCUCAGGAUUUUCUUGAAGUGGGGCAAACGCGUCUCUGUGUUAUCUAUAUAUAGGGUUGGAGUGGAGGAAGACAAAAAUGACAUGAAGUUAGUUUAAUGUAUGAAGUUUAGGAGUGAGGAAAUCCAGAAUAGCUCUUUACUCUUAGUGAUGUUGCACAAAUCAAUCAGAUUCUCUAGACUUCAGAUAUUUUUCUUUUAAAAACAAUAGCUUAUUAUUUUCAAAAUAUA